Molecule: messenger RNA, 3338 nt
Organism: Gambusia affinis (western mosquitofish)
Lineage: Eukaryota; Metazoa; Chordata; Actinopteri; Cyprinodontiformes; Poeciliidae
Gene: c2cd2l
Product: c2cd2 like
Exons: 15
Coding region: 218-2341 (707 amino acids)
Biological process (GO): positive regulation of insulin secretion involved in cellular response to glucose stimulus
Cellular component (GO): cytoplasmic side of apical plasma membrane
Molecular function (GO): phosphatidylinositol binding; phosphatidylinositol transfer activity
Source: RefSeq, a predicted model, not a curated record
GCGGCGGACAGAUCCCUGAAGGGACGGAGAUGGGAUUCAUCUUAGCCGCUGGGUUGGCUCCCUGUCGCCGUGAAGAAAGCUUCAUUCGCUUUCGCUUACCUGGAGGCUGCAGCUCGGAACCUUUAAAUUAAACUUCAGACUGAAAGUGAGUCGACCUGCUCUCACUUCUGAUCUUUCCAGCUGGACCAGAGGAUAUGAGAGGCUGCAGGAGACGCUGAUGGAGCUCCAGGAGUUGAGCUGGCUCUGUCUGGUGGCUCUCUUCCUCGCCUCCUUGCUCAUAGUACUGGGAUGGCUGCUCCAGUACUCGCUGACUGUGCUGCGGCUCUGGAGGUCCAGGAAGGCAGCCAAGCAAGGUGGCCGAGAGACAGCCUGGCUGCAGCGGCAGCAGCAUGUCUUCUCCACUCAGCCCCAACAGAUGCAGGCUGGAGGCGUAUUGGGCUUUCUGCUGAUGAAGCUGCGCUCUGGCAAGGAUGGAGCUGCUGCCUCUGAGGCUGGGGUCAAAGGCCUGCUGACCUCUCUGUUCUCCUUCAGGUCCUUCAGGGAGCACUGGCAAAGAACCUGGGUGAAGGCUCUGAACGAGCAAGCGUGCAGGCAUGGGAGUUCCCUCCAGAUAACUUUUGACAGCAGUCUCCAGUUAACCGCUGGCUCUGCAAUAGAUAGCGUGACCUACACUGACCAGUCUGCAAAAAAAAUGGUGUUACACUGUAAAUGCCGGGUAGACACGCUGACGUUUCCUGUGACUGUGACCCAGCAGUCACCCGCUGCUGUUUCCAUGGAUACGUAUCAGAUCACUAUUGCACCUAUGAUGGCUAAGGUGGACGUGUCCCUGGAGGAAGUGGAGGACGAGGGCUUGCUGAUAUCUUGGACUUUUUCCAAGCAGCCGUCAUUUUCUCUCACUGUGUCCCCGUGUAAACUGCAGAGACAGGGAUCAGAGGCUGCAGCAGACCUGGACAUGAUCAAAGGAAUGGUUGAAGACACGCUGUUCAGCGCCCACCCGGCCAUGGUCCUCAACCUCAAGGCCUCCAUGUUUCCUAGUGUGUCUCCAAUGGACCAUCUCUCAGUGGGAGCGAGUUCCACAUCCCACGGGUUCUUAGUGAGGCGGCUCCUUCUCCAGCAGCUCAGGGUGACCUUAAGUAAAGGCCUGUGGUCCAGAUCAGGGGAGCUGUGCUGCGUCCUGAGUCUGGACCAGCCGUCGGCAGAGAGGAGGACCUGCUUCCUGUCUGUGCCGAGAAACCCCGACACUGCCCUGGAGUGGAGCGAAGAAAUGACUCUGGAGAUUGGCCCGGAAACCAAAGAGCUCAGGUUCAGGCUUUUGGAGCGGAGCGGCACAAGAGAGCAAUUUCUUCCUGGUCAUGCCGCCAUCGCCGUGAACCUUCAGUCUAAAACCCCGACUGGGCAACAUGUUCUGUGUCUCAGCUCUGGCCCCGGCUCAGCACCAGAUGCUACCAUCAGCACAGAGCUCCUGUAUGUAGAAACCGUAGACCCUCGCAGUUCCCAGAACGCUUUCCCUAUUCGCUCCUCGUUGACCCCUAUGAAGAAGGUCGACGUGGAUCGAACUGUCACCCCGGAUGGCACCGUAGUCACUACCGUCACCACCGUGCAGUCACGAAUGAAGCUUGAUCGCAGCCCAGGUGAUUCCCCGCUGCGUUCGCCAUCCAAAGUCGGAGUGAGCGAAAAGAAAGCAGCCGUGUUGGUGGACGAAAGAGGCAGCAGCAGCAGCAGCCCCAACCCGAGCAAGAGCAGCCGCCUCUCUAAUGGCCUGGAUCCUGUUGCAGAGACGGCCAUUCGGCAGCUGACAGAGUCUGCAUCCAAAUCAGCCCGGAAGACGCCGACAAAGAGGAGCACACUGAUCAUCUCCGGCGUGUCAAAGGUUCCUCUCACCGAGGACAACUGUGCACUAUCAACCGGCUACGCGGCCGCUAUGGAUGCGGCCAUGCACGGCAACCACUUCAGGUUGGGGCAUCACCAGGACCCUGAUGAAACCACUCCCUCUGACGUGUCGGAGCGCCCCUCUGUGGAUGACGUGGAGUCUGACACCGGGUCCGCUGGCGCCUUGGAGACGCGCAGCUUGAAGGACCAUAAAGUGGGCUUCCUCCAGAGCGGCUCCAAGCUGCUGUUCCGCAGAAGACACAGAGAAAAGGAGCCCUGCCUCAGCCAGUCCCACGAGGACAUCUCCAACAUGGGCAAUAACUUUGCAGCCCCGGCCACGGGCCCCACCCGCAAAAAGUCUGGCAGCUUCUCCCGGCGCAUCAUCAAGCGCUUCUCCUUCCGCUCUUCCGGCAAAUCGAAGGGCAAGGCUGCUGCUGCUGCCAACGGAGGAUCGAGCUCUGUGGAUAAUUGAUUAUAAUCAUGAAAGGGAAUAUUAAAGACUCUGUGAUCAGCCCGUAACAAGCUGACAAUCCCAGUGGGUUACAACCUGCACGUCCUGAAGGAAGGAUGUUUCUGGAAGGAAAACUCUCUGAAAUGAAUCUUGUACUUCGUCAGUACAAAAAAAAAAAAAAAAAAAAAUCAUGAGAUUAUUCUAAAAUGGGUUGGUGAACUCGGUUUUCUUUGACGAGUGGUCUGCUGCUCAGUGAAAACAAUCGCUGCAGGGGAUUUUCUUUUCUUAUCCCUAUUUAAACACAAACUACUGUGUUUGAUUAAGACGGGUGAUGGAAAUACUCUAAAACUAUAUAAUUAUGUAAAAUCGCCAGUGUGACGUUGCUGGAUGCACUUUGGACUGAGGUUCUCUGCUUUUUUUUUUUAAUGGCACAUGUCAAAUUUUGAAGGAUGUAAAAAUAUAAUUUAUUAUUAUGUGUGUCUCUUAAAUGCUAUUUAUUUUCUUCUGCCAAAACCAAGUCAUUCUAGUUGCAUUACUCUGUAAAUUAAUGACAGGUGUGCUUUCUAUGCAAAUUUCGUUUUAAAUACAUUUAGGUAACAUACCAGAAAUCUAUCUCAGCUGAACUGUGCUGUGCAUUUUUAUCUGCUUAAAAAAAAUCGUGUUUCAUGUUUUAUCUUAUACCCUAAAUCAAAAAAGAUAUAGCAUUUAUAUCAAUUUUGUGUUAUGUAGUUGUUUUCUGUGGGAUAUCAUACUUUAGAUAUGUCUUUGAAGAUUCAGACAGACGUUUUAUGCUGGGCAAUAAUUUUAUUCAAUCUGAAUUUAGUUUUAAAUGGUCAGGUACUCAAAGGGAUUCCAUUACUGUAAAUACUUUCAUUAUUGUGCAACAACACUACUUGCUCUGUGUUAAAUAGCUCCAAGUACAAUAAUUCUCUACAGAAAAUCCAGACUAGUUUAUUAUCACACUGUGGCCAGUCAGACGUUUUGAUUUUCUUAUUGGCAUUAAAUAUCAUAAUAAUUA